Diaporthe batatas is the source of this 1621-nucleotide messenger RNA. RefSeq lists its product as uncharacterized. The transcript has 2 exons. The record is from RefSeq and is a predicted model, not a curated record. Bases 62 to 1621 code for a protein of 519 amino acids. NCBI's taxonomy places the organism in Eukaryota, Fungi, Ascomycota, Sordariomycetes, Diaporthales, Diaporthaceae.
UGUUGAGAAGGCCUCAGUGUAUAUCAUCAUUACACUCAUUUCGCCACUUCAUCUACCCAAAAUGGCCAAGCCAGUGUCCAUCGGCCAACCAGAGACGAACGGUCAAGCUCUUCAUCCCGUCAACACAGGGAUAGCAGAACUUGAAGAGUUUGCCAGAAUUCUCAGUCAUCUUUCCGGGGAUAAAGGCUUUCAACGAAUCAAAAGCCUCGUCUCUGAGAUGGACGAUCUGAGAGCGCGGAACAAGGAGCUUGAAAGAGCGAUGGAGAAGAGCAACAUUGCGAAAUUGAGCAAUCUUGCAGCAAUUCAGAAGGUGAUGAACGAUCAGGAAGAGCUGAACAAACUGUGCAGCCAGAGAGAUGCAGACCUGAGAAGAUCCCAAAGUCAGGAACAGGAGGCUGAGAGCAAGCUGCGGCUGGCGGUGGAGGAAGUCACAGCACUGAGAAAAGACUUGGAGAGAGCCACUGGGGAAGCUCAAAAGGCCAUUGCCGAUGGGAAGGAGAAGCAAGCGAAUAUCUCAGGCCUACAAGGGAGCAUCGCGAAAUUGAAGGAGACUGUAAAGCAGGCGGAAAAGGACCGGCAGGCUGCCCAAUUGGAACGGGUACAAGCUAAGGAGCAGCAUGAUGCUGUGAAUCGAGAGCUGCAAGCCUUGACAGAGAGGACUUUUCCUCUACAAAUCACGAGCGAAUCGGCUCUGAAUGAACACAAGAGGCAGCUCAGAGGUCUGUUCGAAGAUGCUUUCCGUCUGGUUUCUCGCUUCUUCGGCGAGCUGCAGCUCGAGUCGCUCGACGGGUUUGAGGGUAAAUGGCAGAAUUUCACCCAAUCUCAUGCGCUCGCUGCUAUUCCCUUACCGUGCAGUAAUUCGGAAUCGGCGAGACAGGUGCGAGUGGCGGCUAUCCUUCGCCUUCUUUCCAAGGUGGCGUGCGAUUACAUCUUCCAGCCAGUAUAUCUCACAGAGGACGGCAUGGAGGUAGCACAGAUCAUCGAUCGACUCGAAUUGCUGGAGGCAGAAUGGGUGCGCAGUAUCUUUUUGAACAUUGACAGGGAGGACCAGGAAGGUUAUAGGAUGAAACGAGCAGACAUUGCUCGCAGAAAAAUCGUCUCACUGGUCGGAUUCCUUGUGACUCCAGCAGCCGAAACCCAGGAUUUGGAUCACGAGCUGCGCCAGUGGUUUCAAAAGGCGUCCAAGCUGUGGAUGACCCUUCAGGUUCUGAAACCCAGGAUCGAGGCCGAAUUUGAGGUUCGGGGCAAUGUUCCAGGAUUGGUGGGCUGGAGAGCGUUUCCCACGCCAUCGCCCAAAGACAGGAACUCUACUACCGCAAGCGCACAGAAUGGAGUCAAGUCGAAGCCAGACGAUAAGGCUCCGCUGGCCUUGAAAGACAUCGCUACGGUUAUCUGUCCGCGGUUCCUGGUAACAAUGGAUGAUGAGCGUCCAUCGGAUCUUCUCAUGACCGGCUUUGUACUUCUCAAAGCUCAAACUCUGACAGCCAGCCAGGAAUUGGAGGCAGCCACUCUUCGCAGGGGCAGUGGCAGUCACCGCUCAACACAAGGGAAGCAACGUGUCGUACGUACGGUCCUGGGUGGAGCAAAUGAAAGCACGGAUAGGCUUCCUUUUUUAUAUUAA